Messenger RNA from Colossoma macropomum (tambaqui), 525 nucleotides. RefSeq names its product nectin-2-like. Bases 1 to 525 code for a protein of 174 amino acids. NCBI's taxonomy places the organism in Eukaryota, Metazoa, Chordata, Actinopteri, Characiformes, Serrasalmidae. The record is from RefSeq and is a predicted model, not a curated record. The transcript has 4 exons.
AUGGCUGAUGCCACCACAGCGUCGAAGAAGGUCCUGAGAAGUGCCCCCUGCACGCCAAAGGACCUGAGUCUCCUCAGGAGAUGGUCUUUGGCUCAGCGUGUGAAGGUUCAGCCGGAGGUGGUUUCGUAUCCGGGUCAAGUCGUAACCCUGCAGUGUCAUUUUACUGAUCCAGGCCAAACUCAGCUCACACAGGUGUCCUGGAGUUUUGAAACGGCUACUGGAGCCCGACACAACAUAGCAGUGUUUAAUCCACAGUUUGGAGUCAAUUACUCCGAGUCCCUGUUGAAAGGCCGCCUGAGUUUCAUGAGUGACCCGCCCCGACUGGAGAAUGCAGCCAUUCAGAUCACAGACAUUAAGAUGACCGAUCAGGGAAGGUACAACUGUGAAUUCACCACUUUCCCCAGUGGAAGCGAACAGAGCGUCACCAACCUCGUCAUACUAGAAUGCGGGUAUAAUGUGGGCCGAGCCAAGCAGUCGUCUCUCCUUCCUCCCUCCUUCAUCCUCUCCUCCCUCAGAGCGUGUUGA